This is a messenger RNA of Ficedula albicollis (Collared flycatcher), 1014 nucleotides long. It is a transcript of the gene NMNAT3, whose product is annotated as nicotinamide nucleotide adenylyltransferase 3. Gene Ontology annotation, cellular component: mitochondrion. The record is from RefSeq and is a predicted model, not a curated record. Bases 115 to 918 code for a protein of 267 amino acids. The transcript is spliced from 5 exons. Gene Ontology annotation, molecular function: nicotinate-nucleotide adenylyltransferase activity; nicotinamide-nucleotide adenylyltransferase activity. Lineage: Eukaryota; Metazoa; Chordata; Aves; Passeriformes; Muscicapidae. Gene Ontology annotation, biological process: NAD+ biosynthetic process.
CGCGGGUAGGCCUCAAACCCCCGGCCGGGGCUGCCGGGCUGGCCGCACCACCCACUCGAUGAACGCAUAUCCACCACCGUAUAGACGGAGGAGGUGUAAUGUUUUGCUGUCAGGAUGAGGAGCAGGAUCCCUGUCAUCCUCCUGGCCUGUGGCUCCUUUAACCCCACCACCAACAUGCACAUGCGUUUGUUUGAGCUGGCCAGAGACCACCUGCACCAGACAGGAAGAUAUCAGGUGAUUGAAGGCAUAAUGUCUCCUGUCAGUGAUAACUAUGGGAAGAAAGGCUUGGUGUCAGCAAGGCACCGGGUGGCGAUGGCCAAACUGGCCCUGGAGACGUCGGACUGGAUCCGCGUGGAUCCCUGGGAGAGCGAGCAGGACACGUGGACAGAGACAGUGAAAGUACUAAGGCACCAUUAUAAUGAAGCACUCAGAGCGUUCCAGACCAAGAAGGAGUUCAUGAGAGACAGACAUCCCACAGAAAGCUCUACGGAGGACUCCCUUUCUUGCCAGCAACCAGUUCUACCAGAAUUAAAGCUGCUCUGUGGGGCUGAUUUUCUACAGACAUUUAAGACACCCAAUCUCUGGAAGGAAGAAGACAUCAAAGAAAUAGUGGAAAAGUUUGGUUUGGUCUGCGUUAGCCGGGCUGGCUCUGAUCCAUCUCAGUUCAUCCAGGAAUCAGACCUUUUAUCUAAAUAUCAGCACAAUAUUUUUCUAGUGAGAGAGUGGAUCCAGAAUGAAAUCAGUGCGACCCAGAUCCGCUCUGCGCUGUGCAGAGGGCUGAGUGUGAAAUACCUCAUCCCAGACUCUGUCAUUGCCUACAUUGCCCAGCACAACGUCUACACAGCCGAGAGCGAGCGCAGCAACGAGGGCCAGCUGCUGCAGCCUCUCAGGCUGCCUAACACAACAAUAAACCUCUGAGGGGCUGAUUCCUGCACUGUGUGCCCUGUCAGACCACGAGCUUUGUCUUGUAGAUUUCUUGAGAAAGUUGUUUCUUAUUAAUAAUGAAGGGGAAAG